Molecule: messenger RNA, 1079 nt
Organism: Carassius carassius (crucian carp)
Lineage: Eukaryota; Metazoa; Chordata; Actinopteri; Cypriniformes; Cyprinidae
Product: cholesterol 7-desaturase nvd
Biological process (GO): chlorophyll biosynthetic process; cholesterol metabolic process
Cellular component (GO): chloroplast
Molecular function (GO): 2 iron, 2 sulfur cluster binding; chlorophyllide a oxygenase activity
Source: RefSeq, a predicted model, not a curated record
AUGGGAGCGGCCUUGACCUGUGUGACAUCGUACAUCAGACCAGAAUCUGUGAAUAGCUUGAUCCGAGAAAGGGGAUAUUAUUUUGGGAGAUUUAAAAAGAGACAGCAGGUGGCAGUGUUCCGUGGACAGGAUGGCAAGGCCUAUGUGGUGGAUACUUACUGCCCCCACUUAGGCACCAACCUGGCUGUGGGUGGGCGAGUUGCAGGGGGAUGCAUUGAAUGCCCCUUGCAUGGGCAGCAGUUACGUGGGGCUGAUGGAAAAUGUGUCAAGAUUCAAUAUGCAGAUAAAGUGCCUGGGUUUGCGAAGGUGCGGUGUUGGCGCUGUGAGAUCAACGGGCAGGUUCUGGUGUGGUUUCACUGUGAUGGGCUGGAGCCCAGCUGGAGAGUUCCAGAACAGAGCGAGAUUACCCUCAGGGAAUGGGUGUACCACGGCCAUACCGAACAUUUCAUUAAUGCACACAUGGAGGGGAUUCCAGAGAACGCAGCAGACAUCGCACACUUGGCUCAUUUGCACACUCCAGGUAUCGUCAGUGGAGUUGUUCUGCGCUAUACUAACAGCAAGACCUUGGAGUUUAUACGACAUGACUGGAAGGUGGAGUGGAAACCUGUGCACUGUUCACAGAUGUUUGUGGAACACGCUCUCACUGUGUUCGGACGUCACUGGCCUCUUCUUGAUUAGGACGUCCUGGCCAGACCGGUAAUGACUGGAUCAAUCUGUUUUAUGAUUUUAUGACUUUUUGAACACAGUUUUCUAGGUCGGGGCGUGAUCAUGCACUGCUUUACCCCGGUCGAGCCAUUACUGCAGUGUGUAUCACACACCAUCUUCUACCAGAGCAACAUCCCUCCCCUGGUACCAAAAUUCAUACUUCGAGCAGAAUGCAUUCAGUUCGAACAAGAUGUGAUGAUCUGGAACAACAAGACAUACAUCUCCAAACCUAUGCUUGUGAAGGAAGACACAGCCAUUCAGAAACACCGACGCUGGUUCAGUCAGUUCUACAGUAAGAACAGUCCGCGACUGCGCUACCAGCACGACACUCUGGACUUCUGAACAUCAGCUAUGCCUCAGCCCAUAUGGGUUGC